AUGACUGUACCAACUAUACCUGCGCCGCGAAUGCUCCCUCUAGGAACAAGUCAGCCACCUGAUGAUAGACAUGCCGUCAGCGUCUCCCUUCCAACAUGGGUCUCUGUCCCGGGCCGACCCCUUGGCUACAAGUGGGUGAUUGAGAAAAUGCAAGCAAAUUACCCUCGGGACGCCGCAAGGCGAUGUGUCGCAUAUCUCCAAGAGCAUUAUCCCGCAGACUUCCAGACGGACAUUGUGCAUUUCCUCUGCUCACCUGACGGGCAUGGUUCAAGUGCUUGGUCCCAAUUCUACGCUGUCCUAUACGACACCAAAGCGCAGGAAGAAGCGGACCAUUUCUGGUCUAUAUUCGGGGAUGGGCUUUCCAGCCGCCAUGCGGAGUUUCUCUUGCGCUUGUGGCCGGAUAUGUCCUCGAGCCCUUGUGAUGAACUCGCAGAAACAGGUACAAACGGCUGCAUCCAGACCAGGGAGGUAGAUGAUGGGGAUGAAACCGCCAAAAUGGAGAUCAGAAACAGGAUUGCGCGCUUGAUUGCGCCCCAGGGCCCUCAUGGUCCGCGGCCAUCUGCACGGGAUGUCUUCUUGUAUGCAAAGGGGAUGUGUGCAAUAGCAGCGGUAGCAAGAGCCUUAUUGCCAGGGGAUGAUUGCAAAGAUAACUCUUCAGAGGCAGUGGUAUUCGGGUGGCCUUACUCCGAAACCCCCCGGUGCGUAUCCCAAACCGGCUACGACCGCUACACGCUCUACAGCCAAGGCACAACCUCGGAACUAGACCAGCUCGAGCAAUCUUUCGCCUCUGGCCGUCGCAUCCGGGUCCUCUUCUGUGAGAUCCCCACGAAUCCACUCCUGCGCACACCGGAUCUCCAUCGGAUCCGGGCCCUCGCAGACAAAUACGAGUUCAUCGUCGUCUGCGACGAGACCCUCGGCACAUUCACCAACGUCGAUAUCCUCCCCUACGCAGAUAUCGCCAUCACAAGUCUAACGAAGAUCUUCAACGGCGCAGGCAACGCAAUGGGCGGGAGUGCCGUCGUCAAUCCGGCAAGCCGGCACUACAGACAACUCCACGCGAAGCUCUCAGCGAUCUACGAGGACAACCUGUUCCCGGGUGACGCGGCCGUCCUCGCUUCGAACUCGCGGGACUUCGACGCGCGCGUGCGCGUGUGUAACUCUAAUGCCCUGGCGCUCGCAACCUUCCUCACAACCCAGCCGGCUAUCGCAUCCGUCUUAUACCCGCCGUUUCUACCAACGGGUAAUCUCUACGAGCGAUACCGCCGAGUAGAUGGCGGAUACGGGUACGUUCUGAGCGUUGUCUUCAAAGAUCCCAAGGAGGCGGUGCAAUUUUAUGACAGACUGGAUAUGUGCAAGGGGCCGAGCGUCGGGACGAACUUUAGUCUUGCGCUGCCGUAUGCACAGCUGGCGCAUGUUUUCGAAUUGGAUUGGGCGGAGGAGCAGGGGAUUCCGAGGCAUAUUGUCAGAUUUAGUGUUGGGCUGGAGAGGGAGGCGGAUUUGAUUGAGUGUGUUGAGAGAGCGUUGCGGGGCUAA
This is a messenger RNA of Aspergillus mulundensis, 1533 nucleotides long. RefSeq lists its product as uncharacterized. The transcript is spliced from 4 exons. The coding region runs from base 1 to 1533 and encodes 510 amino acids. NCBI's taxonomy places the organism in Eukaryota, Fungi, Ascomycota, Eurotiomycetes, Eurotiales, Aspergillaceae. Gene Ontology annotation, biological process: transsulfuration. Gene Ontology annotation, molecular function: cystathionine gamma-synthase activity; pyridoxal phosphate binding. The record is from RefSeq and is a predicted model, not a curated record.